UUAACCCAAUUGGCUACUUACCACUUUCCAAAUCUGUUUUUUUUUCUCCUUUCUCUCGAUUUCACAAACUCAAACCCUAAUUUUCUCUCGACACUCAAAUUUUCACAGCUCCUUUCCUCUUUCUUCACCGGGGGAGGGAGAUGGAAUCAGAUCAGGGGAAGCUGUUUAUCGGCGGGAUUUCAUGGGACACUGACGAGAAUCUCCUGAAGGAGUACUUCGCCAAUUACGGCGAGGUUUUGCAGGUGACGGUGAUGCGAGAGAAAGCUACAGGUCGUCCUCGAGGAUUCGGAUUCGUCGCAUUCUCCGAUCCAGCUGUCAUUGAUAGGGUUCUUCAGGAGAAGCACCAUAUCGAUAAUAGAGAUGUUGAUGUGAAGAGAGCAAUGUCUAGAGAAGAGCAGAGUCCUGGUGGGAGACCAGGGGGUUUUAAUGCUUCUAGGAGUUUUGAUAGCGGCGCUAGCGUUCGUACCAAGAAGAUAUUUGUCGGAGGUUUGCCUCCCGCUUUAACAUCAGACGAGUUUCGGGCCUACUUCGAGACUUACGGCCCUGUUAGCGAUGCGGUCAUUAUGAUUGACCAGGCAACACAGCGUCCUAGAGGGUUUGGUUUUGUUUCAUUUGACUCGGAGGAUUCUGUUGACCUUGUUUUGCACAAGACUUUCCACGAUAUGAAUGGUAAACAAGUAGAGGUCAAAAGAGCUCUUCCUAAAGAUGCUAAUCCUGGAAUAGCUGGGGGUGGUCGCGGUGGCUCUGGAGGUUUCCCCGGAUAUGGUGGUGGUUCUGGUGGAAGUUGCUAUGAGGGUGGUCGUGUUGAUUCGAGUAGUAGAUACAUGCCGCCUCAAAACGUUGGAAGUGGUUACCCUCCUUAUGGUGCUUCUGGGUAUGGUACUGGUUAUGGUUAUGGCAGCAACGGUGUUGGUUACGGCGGUUUUGGAGGGUACGGGAAUCCAGCUGGUGCGCCAUACGGGAAUCCAGCUGGUGUCCCUGGAGCUGGGUUUGGAAGUGGUCCAAGAAGUUCAUGGGGAGGACAAGCUCCAACGGGUUACAGUAAUGUGGGAUAUGGAAAUGCUGCUGCUCCGUGGGUUGGUGGUUCGGGUCCCGGUUCAGCAGUGAUGAGUCAAGGAGGAGGUGCGUCUGCAGGUUAUGGCAGUAGUCAAGGUUAUGGCUAUGGUGGAAAUGAUGCGUCUUAUGGGGCUCCAUCUGGUUAUGGUGCAGUUGGUGGACGGCCUGGAAGUAUGCCUAACAGCCAUGGCGGUGGCUAUGCCGAUGGUUCAGAUGGCUCUGGAGGCUAUGGGAAUCUGAAUCACCAAGGGAAUGGGCAAGCUGGUUAUGGUGGAGGUUAUGGAAAUGUUAGGCAAGCUCAGCAACAGUGAUUGGAGGAAUAAAAAAUACUGCAGUGUGGUUUUAUUCCUGACCUCUGAAACCUCCACUUCUGGGGCGGUUUGGCGAGGAGGUCUACGCUAUCUGUUUUGUUAGUUUUUAAUAAGUUGUGUUCAGGCACACUUGAUGCUGAGUCGUACUUAGUAUUUCCUAUGAAGCUGUAGUUUUUUUUGUAUGUUUGCGUGCUUAUUUUAUGUUUCUCUAUCCUAGUGUUUUGUGUUUAACAGUAACUCCUCCAGAUUAUCAUUAUUCAUAUUUCUUCCCUGCA
This is a messenger RNA of Brassica rapa (field mustard), 1642 nucleotides long. RefSeq names its product heterogeneous nuclear ribonucleoprotein 1. Gene Ontology annotation, molecular function: RNA binding. The record is from RefSeq and is a predicted model, not a curated record. Lineage: Eukaryota; Viridiplantae; Streptophyta; Magnoliopsida; Brassicales; Brassicaceae.